This is a messenger RNA of Amyelois transitella, 1946 nucleotides long. RefSeq names its product aristaless-related homeobox protein. The record is from RefSeq and is a predicted model, not a curated record. NCBI's taxonomy places the organism in Eukaryota, Metazoa, Arthropoda, Insecta, Lepidoptera, Pyralidae. Gene Ontology annotation, molecular function: RNA polymerase II transcription regulatory region sequence-specific DNA binding; DNA-binding transcription factor activity, RNA polymerase II-specific. Gene Ontology annotation, biological process: regulation of transcription by RNA polymerase II. The coding region runs from base 201 to 1004 and encodes 267 amino acids. The transcript is spliced from 6 exons.
UUGGAUUGUGAGCAUCUUGAGGGUUAACAUUGUUUAAAAAUUUACGCGUACUUAUAAGAAUUACAAAAAAAAAAAGAUUUUAGGAAAUUAAUUAAUGUAAUAAACAUUGAUUAAUUUUAAUUGUUUAGUUUUAUAAGUGAUAAUUGACACUGAAGUUUAUGAACUCAUUAUUAUAAUUUGUGAAGUGUGGACUAUUAGCAAUGUCAGAUACUGGUAGGCGAGGUACUGUCUACACCAUAGACAGUAUACUUGGACACACAGACAGACAAACAGAUCGGGAACUGAAAAGCGAGAGCGGUGGACAUUCGGACUCCGAGCAUGAGCACGAGCACGCUGAGCACGCUGAGCACGGCGAGCACUCCGAGCACGCUGACUUGCACCACGAGCAUGCCGAUCACGAGCAUUUGGAGAUGGAGGGAAGACCGCGCAAGCAGGUGCGUCGCAGCCGUACCACGUUCACGACAUACCAGCUCCACGAGUUGGAGCGGGCCUUCGACAAGACACAGUACCCCGACGUGUUCACCAGGGAGGAGCUGGCCAUGAGGCUGGAUCUCAGCGAGGCAAGAGUGCAGGUCUGGUUCCAAAAUCGGCGAGCGAAAUGGCGCAAACGCGAGAAGGCUUUGGGGCGAGAUCAUGCGCCUUUCAUGCACCACGACCAUGUAGUCGGUGAAUGGGGAGCCGGUGGCCCGCCUGGUGGAGAAUGGUGGGCUUUAGGCCUUGGAGCUGGUCUGGGUGCGUUGGGAGUGCCAACGCCGCUGUGGCACGAUGCUGAGCCGGCCGCUGCUUUCAGAGCACUACUGCAUAGGUACGUACUCGCAUUGCCACCUCCAGCCCUCCGCCCCCCGGAGCCCGAGCCCCCCGCUCCUGCUUCUCCCCCCUCCCCUCCCUCCCCCUCCUCGUCCCUCGCCCGCCUCGCCAGCGCAGAAGCACUGCGACUACGCGCCCAUGAUGCUCUGUUACAAGACCGAGUCUCUCUCCAGCAUAAUAAUAAAGUACACACGUAAUUUUAUUAAGGAAUAUUUUUAGUGAUGGUACCAUGCCUUGUGGAGGCAGUAAUGGAUAGAUUUCCAUAAAAAAAAAUACAUUUUAGUCAAGAAGAAAAUGCCUAGGACAAAUAGUCGCAUUAUAAAGGUUCAACUGUGGGGAGGUAAUGCGUGGGCUUAGGGCUUCGACUGAUGCCGUGGCGAAAAGUUAGAUGCAAGCUGUAAAUGGCUGGAAAUCAUUUGGGUCGACCUACGUUCCGCUGUGGACUUCCUUUGGCUGAUUUGUGAUGAUGAUUUGGAAAAUAUCAACGCGACGUUUUGUUUAUUUUGCACCUAUGACACCAGUGUAUCAUUAUAAAAAAAAUAUUUUGAUUAGGACUAAUUUGGUUCCGUUUGAUUUUAUAGUUUUAUAAAGAAUAAAUAUCAGUGUCAUUCUAAAACAUAAAAAAUCCAAAUUAGCAGUUGUAUUUUAUAUCAAAAAAAUUGAUAGAAAAUGUUGAAACUGUUUUUUCCCCAAUUUAUGAAGUUUCAAUACAUUUAAUAGGUACUAUAAAUACUUUAUAUGCUUUUGGUCAAGUGGCAUGACAAUAUUGGCCAUAUUUGAUAAUGUGAAGGUGUGCGUAAAAUAAUGUAAGUCGUGUGCCUUAACGUGUGUAUGUAAAUUUGUCAAAAAUUCAUUUUCAUGUAACAUUCCAUAAGAUCUCAUUAUAUUGUAAAUAUUUAUACAGGAUGGCAUUAUUUCAUCACAAGAAUGAAUGAGAGAGAGAUAUAUUAUAAGUGAGAAAAAAGAUAGUAGAAGAACAAAAGACGAAUAGAGGGCAGGCUAUAUCGCCAACGAGCGAAAUUAUGAGCGAAAAUAAAGCGAUGGCAUUGUUCGCUCGCUCGUUCUCAGCUUGCUCAGCUCACUGGUGAUGAACGAAUAAUUGAGACGUGCGCCAUUUUAGUGUAAAUACGUAUUAGCCA